GAAUUGUUUACUUGCAUAAUUUCUUCUGUUAUUCAUCAGACAACUCUGAGCGAGGGCUUGAUCUGGUUGCCUUCGAUUGACAACACGACAUCUCUAAAUGUGGCCACCGUGUUCCGUCCAGACUCCAGCAUAGUGACGACCAUGGAUAUCGACAGCGCCCCGGACGCUCCCGCCGCGCGAGAGUCCCAAGCUGCUGCUAAGCUAACGAAGCUCCCCCCCAUCCCGAAAGGCGCAACUGUGCGACGACGCCCGACGCCGGUCAAGACGCCGUCUACGCGCUCGACGCGGCGCAUCUACGUGACGGCCAACACGCCCUUCCGCUCGGUGACGGCGCGCGUGCGCAAGCAGCUCGACAAGAACCUGCGCACGGCCUCGGCCUCCAGCGGCUCGGCCUUCACGAGCCGGCUGGCGGGCCGGAAGCACGCGUCCCUCGACGAGCGGGUCCAGGCGAUCCAGCGGCACCAGAAGCAGCGCCAGCGCCAGCGAUCGGACGACGACGACGACAGCGCGACCGGCACCGGCAGCGGGAUCGGCAUAGGGCUCGAGGACGCCGGCGAGGUGGUCGUCGUGGGCACCGGACGCGCGAUCCAGCGCGUCGCCGAGGCGGCCCUGUUCUUCCAGAAGCAGGACGACUGCGUCGUCCGCCUGCGCACGGCCAGCGUCGCGGCCGUGAACGACGUGAUCGAAGAGGACGACGAGGAGUGGGGCGGGGAGGGCGAAGAGAGGACGAGGAUGAUGAGUUCGCUGGAGGCGUCCAUCCGGCUUCGGUGAUUCGCCGUGGGAUUUUUUUCUUUCCCGACACAGAGUGCUUCUGGGGGCAGCGUGGGCUCGAGGAUCGAUAGCCACCUAUCGGCGAUCAUAGGUAUCCGUUGUAAACUGCUACAUGUUCGGGCUAGCCGCAAGGGGCACAUACACGUCUCGAGAGACCAAUCUACAUGGUACCGCAGACGGUGUGUUGUUUUCCCAAUCUAUAGAAAGGGGAUUUGGAGAAGGUGAUCGUUGGCUGAAGUAGAGGCAGCCGUGGUGAUGAAGACUACCUACAUGUAGGCAAAGCAUAGCACUAUGCGAGACGGCAAAGGAGUGGGGUGAAAAGCUGGCCGUGAUGCUACAGAGCAGCUGUGAGAUCAUAACUAUCGACGACACAUCGAGGGGGAAGUGGUCAAGUGACACGCCGAACCUAUGGAAGACGUCGCCGUCAUCUCAGCGACAAAACAUCGCUAAGAUUAAUGAAGAUCGUUAUACCUAAACAGCUAUACCUACGGUCUUUUCUACUUGGGU
Molecule: messenger RNA, 1278 nt
Organism: Durotheca rogersii
Lineage: Eukaryota; Fungi; Ascomycota; Sordariomycetes; Xylariales; Xylariaceae
Product: Rpp20 subunit of nuclear RNase MRP and P-domain-containing protein
Exons: 2
Coding region: 142-771 (209 amino acids)
Biological process (GO): tRNA 5'-leader removal; rRNA processing; nuclear-transcribed mRNA catabolic process, RNase MRP-dependent
Cellular component (GO): nucleolar ribonuclease P complex; ribonuclease MRP complex
Molecular function (GO): RNA binding
Source: RefSeq, a predicted model, not a curated record